AUGCUGAUUGGUGUCGACGUUGGAGGAACAAACACAGAUUCGGUGCUCAUUGAUCCCACCAAAAUACACACAGACUCCCAUGGAGUCCUGGCGUGGAACAAGAUGGUCACCUCUGCUGAGGUUUCUGAGAGCAUUCAGAAAGGAAUCUCCAAGCUGUUUGAAGACCACAAGAAUGUGGACAAGAAAGACGUUGCCUCUGUGACUAUUGGAACGACACACUUUAUCAACGCCGUUGUUGAGCAGGACCGUGCGCGGCUUGACAAGGUGGCUGUGCUGAGACUCUGUGGCCCGUAUUCCAGGCACGUUUAUCCGUUUUCAGACUUCCCGAGCGGACUAACUGCAGUUAUCAAGGGCUAUAUCGGUUAUUUGGACGGCGGAUUCCAUGUUGAUGGGAACGAGAUCCAGCCAGUGAAAGAGGAUGAAGUGCUGGAACAUGUGCGCAAGGCCAAGAAGCUGGGCAUCACCUCUUUUGCCGUGAUUGGGAUUUUCUCACACAUGAAGCCGGAGCAGGAGGAAUUUGUCAAGGAUAUAAUUCUGAAAGAGAAUCCCCAUGCUAAGGUGAGUGUUUCGCACCAAGUUUCCGGAAUCGGUUUUCUGGAAAGAGAAAACGCUACGAUUUUGAAUGCCUCUAUUCUCCACUUUGCAGAGAAGAUCAUCUCCUCGUUUGCCAACGCAAUCAAGAAACUUGGACUCAGCUGUCCAGUCUUCUUGACGCAGAACGACGGCACUAUUCUUUCUGCCGCAGAGGCUUUGAGUCUGCCAAUCCGGACUUUUUCCUCUGGUGCCACCAACUCUAUGCGAGGAGCGUCGUUUCUAGCCAAAACCCACGGAAAGAGCGCCAUUGUGCUCGACGUUGGUGGAACAACCACCGACGUGGGACUGCUGCUAUCUACCGGGUUCCCAAGACAGUCCUCUUCGUACUCAAUUGUCGGCGGUGUCAAGAUGAAUUUUUCCAUGCCUCAUGUUGAGAGCAUUGGUCUUGGCGGUGGCUCGCUGGUCAGAGGCGACGGCGACGCCUUGACAAUUGGCCCUGACUCCACGGGCUCGGAAAUUGUCAAGCGUGCGCUGGUUUUUGGUGGAUCAGACGUUACUGCCACCGAUUGUGCCGUGGCAGCAGAGUUGCUGCAGGGCGGCAGUCUGGAGAUCGGCACAGUCUCUCACGUCAAAGACAAGUUCAGUCCGGAGUAUCUUGCUGCGUUCCAAAAACGGGCCAAGAUCAUGGUGGAAAAGGCGAUUGAUCGCAUGAAGACGAGCCCGGACGACAUCACUGUUCUUGCUGUUGGCGGUGGCUCGUUCAUUGUGCCGGAGCAGUUAGAUGGUGCGUCGGCCGUUAUCAGGCCGCCCUUCUACAGCGUGGCCAAUGCUAUUGGGGCCGCCAUGGGCAAGGUGUCGGUGGAACUCAGCGAGAUCAGACUGCUGGCUCCCGGAACCACAUCGAAGGAGGAGGUGCUGGAAAAGCUGAGAAAAAAGGCUACUGAAAAAAUCGUUGGCAAAGGCGGCCUCGAGGAUACUAUUGAGACCGUUUUCGUGUCUACCGACGCGAUCCCGUAUGUGCCAAACACGUUCGAGUUUGUGAUCAAAAUCGUCGCGGAUGUGGACUAUUCCAAAACUCCCAAAUUGGAGGUGGACGAAGGACAAUUUGAGUCAGGUACUCGCGAUAUCGUCAAGAGGUCGCUGUACGAGGAAACAAACACCACUAUCGAGGAGGAAGUUGAUUACACGACCUACAGACCCACCGUCAACGAAGACAGACAAUGGGUGUUGUCCGAAGUGGACCUCGAUUUUCUGGCUAUCGGGGCCUAUAUCCUGGGCUGUGGAGGCGGCGGAAACCCGUAUUCGUACAUGCUGGAGGUGAGAAACUACCUGCGCCAGGGCGACACUGUCACUGUGGUUGAUCUCGAGGACGCUCAUCGGUACGUCAAAGGGGAGGGAAGCAUUGUGGGUGUGUGCUACGCGGGCUCCCCGACGGUUUCGCACGAGCAAAUGCUGGGCGAGGCUUUGAUGGAGUCGUACGACAUAAUGGCCAAGUACAUCAACCGGAAGCCGGAGCUGCUGUUCCCCAUUGAGAUUGGCGGCGGAAAUGGACUGUGCACGUUCCAGAUCUCGGCGUCGUCGCGACUCAAUUUGCCUGUGGUCGACUGCGACACGAUGGGCAGGGCGUACCCCACGCACUGGCAGACGACGCCGGUCGUUUACACGCCGGAGGGCGAGUGUUUCUACGCGCCAAUGGUGUUUGCAAACGGAAACGGCAACUCGGUGAUCAUGGCGAGCUCGAAAUCGGACCUGCUGUUGGAGAAAGUCAUGCGUGCGUCGCUGGCGGAGCUUGGGUCUAAAGUGGGGGUUGUGAACCCGCCAAUGAGCCUGAAAGAUGUGGAGGAGAAGAACAUUCACGGCUCGAUCUCGCUCGCGUGGAGAAUCGGACGUGCUGUAAAGAUUGCCCGCCAAAAGGCCGAGAUCGACAAGCUGCCGCAGCGCAUCCUCGAGUCCGUCAACAACACGGGCAAGCUGCUGUUUUCGGGCAAGAUCGUCGACGUGGAGCGGAAACUGUUCAAAGGCCAUGCGUGGGGGGAAGUCGUUAUCGAAGAGGUUGACGGUGCGAGACGCAAAAUGACCAUUCCGUUCAAAAACGAAAACAUCUACUGCAAAACCACCGACGCAGACGGCUCUAACGAGGAGAUCGUGUGUUCCGUGCCGGACCUGAUUGCUGUGGUCGACGCCGCCACCGGCGAGGCCGUCGGUACCAGCGACUACCGCUACGGCCUGCUUGUUUUCGUCCUUGGCAUUGCUCCAAGCAACAAGUGGACCGACACGGAACGGGGCGUCCGCAUUGGCGGGCCAGCAGGCUUCGACCUGGACUUUGAGUACAAGCCGAUCUCCACAUAUAGCAAGCCUGUGUCGGUUAUUCAGGAGUAUGCUCACUAG
Molecule: messenger RNA, 2922 nt
Organism: Ogataea angusta
Lineage: Eukaryota; Fungi; Ascomycota; Pichiomycetes; Pichiales; Pichiaceae
Exons: 1
Coding region: 1-2922 (973 amino acids)
Biological process (GO): glutathione metabolic process
Cellular component (GO): cytosol
Molecular function (GO): 5-oxoprolinase (ATP-hydrolyzing) activity
Source: RefSeq, a predicted model, not a curated record